This is a messenger RNA of Myotis davidii, 573 nucleotides long. It is a transcript of the gene PRDM12, whose product is annotated as PR domain 12. Gene Ontology annotation, biological process: neurogenesis. Lineage: Eukaryota; Metazoa; Chordata; Mammalia; Chiroptera; Vespertilionidae. Gene Ontology annotation, cellular component: nucleus. Bases 1 to 573 code for a protein of 190 amino acids. The record is from RefSeq and is a predicted model, not a curated record. The transcript has 4 exons. Gene Ontology annotation, molecular function: histone methyltransferase binding.
AUGCGGGAGUCACCCGGCGGUUGGGGUUGGUCACGGCGGCGGGAAGGGCUCCUGGGCGCUGACCCUGCCCGCGCCCCUGCGGCUACAGAGGUGCAGAAGCUGUCCAGCCUGGUGCUGCCGGCGGAGGUGAUCAUCGCGCAGAGCUCCAUCCCUGGUGAGGGCCUCGGCAUCUUCUCCAAGACGUGGAUCAAGGCUGGCACCGAGAUGGGCCCCUUCACCGGCCGUGUCAUCGCCCCGGAGCACAUAGACAUCUGCAAGAACAACAACCUCAUGUGGGAGGUGUUCAAUGAGGAUGGCACAGUGCGCUACUUUAUCGAUGCCAGCCAGGAGGACCACCGCAGCUGGAUGACCUACAUCAAAUGUGCACGUAACGAGCAGGAGCAGAACCUGGAGGUCGUCCAGAUUGGCACCAGCAUCUUCUACAAGGCCAUUGAGAUGAUCCCUCCUGACCAGGAGCUGCUGGUGUGGUACGGGAACUCGCACAACACCUUCCUAGGGAUCCCCGGAGUGCCCGGGCUGGAGGAGGAGCAGAAAAAGAACAAGCACGUCCUGCAGAGCCCCCCUGAGGUGUAG